Messenger RNA from Panthera uncia (snow leopard), 1072 nucleotides. RefSeq lists its product as uncharacterized. NCBI's taxonomy places the organism in Eukaryota, Metazoa, Chordata, Mammalia, Carnivora, Felidae. The transcript has 4 exons. Bases 194 to 1072 code for a protein of 292 amino acids. The record is from RefSeq and is a predicted model, not a curated record.
ACAGCACGACAAAUGCCACGUUUCCACCUGCUGUCCCGAGGAGCUGAGCGGCCCCACUUCUCCGAGCCAGAGGCCCGUCCCCGGAGCAUCCCUGGUCAGCACGAGCGGACCGCUCUGACCAGGCCCAGCCGGGCUCUGUUGCUACGUUGCUUUAAGGAGGAAAUGUCUGCAAGUCUUAAGGGGGUCGAGACGAAUGUCAGAAUUGGCACCUGGGCUUUUUUCUUCCAAACGUGUGCUGUGUCCACAGACCAGCAGCCAUUGGUCUCUCCGGGGGAGUGUCCGGGACGGGGUCAGAGCAGUGGGAGCCCCGAGUGAGCAGCUCCCUGGCUCUGCAGGAGAAGGGACAGCAGGUGUCUGUUGUCCAGAGGACGCCGCUCUGCACAGAACCCAGGUGCUUGCUGCACACGGGCCCUGCGAACUGGCGGCAGGGGACAGGUGGCCGCCCUGUGGCACGCGGUCACCGGUGGCGGGCUCAGGCGUGCGCGCACUGCCCCUGGGCCCACGCCGCACCCCUGCGGGGCUGGUGAUGGCGGGUGAGCACAGCACACAGGGAACUUGCACACCCGAGCGUGGCCUUGACCUAGGAGCUGUGGCCCUGAGAGAGGGGACUCCCCGGCAGGAGAACGUGCGGAGGGGUCAUCUGGGCCCAGGGCCUGUUGGAGUCGUCGGCACCUCAUCCGACAGUGCAUCCCUCUACUUGGGGUGUGCGCGAAGCACGGUCCCCGGAACACGGGCCUGCCAGCCGCCAGGAUGCCAGCGCUGGGCUAGGACAGCUGCUGUCGACCUCGACCCCCGCGCAGUUGAGGACGUCGUGAGCAACAAACCUGGGAUUCCUCUGAUAACCAGAGUGUCUGAACGUAGCAUACGGGUGCAGAACAGAUACAGGAGGAUCUAUCUGUACGGUGCGUCCGAGAGGCCGCCGCCACCGCCAUGCUGUAGGAGAGGUAAAGGGGACAAGGGGACGUACGCCCGGUUCACCCACAAAGCUUUUAGAACACUUUUAAGCCACGUGACUACAGUCAUCUCAAGGAUUUGGCAAAGAUUUAUUUUUUCUCUAUUUCCAGUCUUUUGA